Messenger RNA from Rangifer tarandus platyrhynchus (Svalbard reindeer), 295 nucleotides. Lineage: Eukaryota; Metazoa; Chordata; Mammalia; Artiodactyla; Cervidae. The record is from the annotation of a GenBank genome assembly.
AUGACCAAGGAAAGAAGGAACUGUGGUAGUGCCCAAAAGGGCCAUGGCCACAUACAACCUAUUCGCUGUACCAACUGUGCCCAAUGUGUGCCCAAGGAUAAGGCCAUUAAGAAGUUUGUCAUUUGGAACAUCAUAGAUGCCACAGCCAUCAGGGACAUUUCUAAAGCAAGUGUUUUUGACACCUAUGUGCUUCCCAAGCUGUAUGUGAAACUACAUUAUUGCAUGAGUUGUGCCAUUCAGAGCAAAGCAGUUGGGAAUUCAGGAAGCCCAAAAGGACCCAACACCUCCAUUCUGA